CGGGCUAUAUUUUUGAUCCGCGCUCCCGGUCCUGCUGCAACAGAAGCAGACGGAAGGCAACUGCGGAGCGAGCGGCGGCUGUCCCACUCAGCAGCGCGGCCCAAACAUGGGCGACAUCACCGUGCCACGGCGCAUGUUCCUCUGGAGCAUGGCGGUCAUCUACCUCGCUGCAUUUGUGUCUCUCUAUAUGCAAAUACCAGGUCUCUAUGGUAACGACGGGCUGCUGCCUCCUCGUUUGGAGCAGCGAUACAGUGGUCAGUCUCUCUGGGAGCUGCUGCUGUCCUCUCCCUCCCUGCUGUGGCUGGGACCUCAGCUCGGCCUGGACACGCACACCGCGAUGGAGCUGCUGUGUCUUGUCGGCGCUGCACUGAGCCUCGCCGCCAUGCUGGUGGAGGCUCUCCGAGACAGCGUGGUGUUUUUCUGCCUUUGGGCCUUGUACCUGUCCAUCUACCAGGUGGGCCAGGUUUUUCUCUACUUCCAAUGGGACAACUUGCUUCUGGAGGUGGGGUUCCUCUGUAUCCUUGUUGCCCCACUGACCUUGAUCAGGGGGUCACGAGGGGUCAGAGAGCAUGACCGUGUGACAUUCUGGCUGCUCCGCUGGUUGCUCUUCAGGCUCAUGUUUGCCUCCGGAGUGGUGAAACUCACGUCCCGUUGUCCCACAUGGUGGGGCCUCACAGCUCUGACGUAUCACUAUGAGACUCAGUGCAUCCCCACCCAGCUGGCCUGGUAUGCUCACCAGCUGCCAGUGUGGUGGCAGAAGCUGUGUGUGGUGGGGACCUUCGUCAUUGAGAUCGCCGUGUCCCUGCUCUUCUUCAGCCCACUGCGCAGACUCCGACUCGGGGCUUUUUACCUGCAGGUGUUUCUUCAAGUGCUCAUCAUUUUGACUGGCAACUAUAAUUUCUUCAACCUGCUGACUUUGGCCCUCUGUCUGUCGCUUCUGGACGACCAGCAUGUGAACUUCUGGCGACGCAAGGCAGACGACAAGAUCGGCAACAAUGACUCCAAGCUGAGGUCCUGGCUGUUCUACCUGCUGGAGAUCACAGUCUGGUCUCUCAUGAUCUUCGGAUCAAUUGUUUUCUUCGACCUGAAGCCGGAUUCAACGAAGAACGGCAUCUCCUCGAGUACAGCAUUCACAUACCACCAGUUUCACCAGUUUCUGAAGACCGCCACUAUCCCCGCUAUCUGGAUUGGUGUCCUCUCUCUCACCUGGGAGAUGAUCACAGCCAUGUUCAGGUGUGCGUGUGUCUCCGGUUUCCUAAAGAGGUUUUGGGGAACUGUCCAGUGGACCGUGUUUGCUACUGCCGCCGCUGCUAUGUUCACUAUUAGUCUGGUGCCCUUCACCUACAUAGAGUAUGACUCCAACGCCAGGUUGUGGCCAGGAGUGCGUCGGGCCUACGACCUGGUGGAUCGCUACCAGCUGGUCGGCUCAUACGGCCUGUUCAGAAGGAUGACCGGGGUCGGUGGACGGCCAGAGGUCGUCAUCGAGGGAAGCCACGACGCAGUCUCGUGGACGGAGAUUGAGUUUAUGUAUAAGCCAGGCAACCUCAGUGCACCUCCUGCUGCAGUGACGCCGCACCAGCCCAGGUUGGACUGGCAAAUGUGGUUUGCCGCCCUCGGGGAUCAAUCACAGGCGCCAUGGUUCACCAGCCUCCUGUACAGACUGCUGCAGGGCAAACGAGAUGUGAUAGAGUUGAUCCAGACCGAUGUAUCGCAGUAUCCGUUCCACCAGCAGCCUCCGGCCUACCUCCGAGCCCACCGCUACAGAUACUGGUUCACUCAACCAAAGGCCGACGGGUCCUACCCACAGCGUUGGUGGAAGAGGGUUUAUGUUGAGGAAUUCUAUCCCACAGUGCACCUGGGCAACACCUUCUUGGAGCGCAUGCUCAGUCAGUAUGGACUCAAGGACAAAUCGCCUCCACGUCGUCCGUCCAACACCACUGUUGCCCAAGCGGUGAGGUGGGUUCGCUCUCAGGCCAGAGGUGUUCCUACUCACAAAUUUAUCUGGACACUCAUCGCCUGCAGCGCCACCCUCUGUCUGCUGCAGGGAUUGCAACACCGCAAUGACCACCCAGAAAGGACCCCACUCACUCAGGAGGCCGCUGUGAACAAAUACACUGAAAAUGUACCUGAAGGCUCUGUAGACCAUUCUGGGAAGCCGGAUAAACGGCAGACCACUGAGAAGGAGGAGGAGGAAGAAGAAGAAGAAGAAGAUGAUGAUGAUGAUCUGGAGGGCAGUGAAGAUGAGAUGGAGGGCAAACGAGAGGAGAAAGACACUGUUGCUGAUGACGAAGAGGACUAGGCAAAGGAAGAGGUGGAAGAUGCGGAGGAAGUUGAGAGGGGGAGGAGGAGGAGGAGGAGGAGGA
Molecule: messenger RNA, 2363 nt
Organism: Pseudoliparis swirei
Lineage: Eukaryota; Metazoa; Chordata; Actinopteri; Perciformes; Liparidae
Gene: lmf2a
Product: lipase maturation factor 2a
Exons: 14
Coding region: 107-2299 (730 amino acids)
Biological process (GO): protein maturation
Cellular component (GO): endoplasmic reticulum membrane
Source: RefSeq, a predicted model, not a curated record